AUGAGGGAGGAGAAAGUUCCAGAGAUGAGGGAGGAGAGAGUUCCAGAGAUGAGGGAGAAGAGAGUUCCAGAGAUGAGGGUGGAGAAAGUUCCAGAGGUGAGGGGGGAGAGAGUUCCAGAGGUGAGGGGGGAGAGAGUUCCAGAGAUGAGGGGGGAGAGAGUCCCAGAGGUGAGGAGGGAGAGAGUUCCAGAGGUGAGGGAGGAGAGAGUUCCAGAGAUAAGGGGGGGGAGAGUUCCAGAGGUGAGGGGGGAGAGAGUUCCAGAGAUGAGGGGGGAGAGAGUUCCAGAGGUGAGGAGGGAGAGAGUUCCAGAGGUGAGGGGGGAGAGAGUUCCAGAGGUGAGGGGGAAGAGAGUUCCAGAGGUGAGGGGGGAGAGAGUUCCAGAGGUGAGGAGGGACAGAGUUCCAGAGAUGAGGCGGGGGGGGGGGGGGGGUGAGAGUUCCAGAGGUGAGGGGGGAGAGAGUUCCAGAGAUGAGGGGGGAGAGAGUUCCAGAGGUGAGGAGGGAGAGAGUUCCAGAGGUGAGGGGGGAGAGAGUUCCAGAGGUGAGGGGGAAGAGAGUUCCAGAGAUGAGGGGGAGAGAGUUCCAGAGGUGAGGGGGAGAGAGUUCCAGAGGUGA
Knipowitschia caucasica is the source of this 615-nucleotide messenger RNA. The record is from the annotation of a GenBank genome assembly. NCBI's taxonomy places the organism in Eukaryota, Metazoa, Chordata, Actinopteri, Gobiiformes, Gobiidae.